AUGAUUCUGGGGACAGAAGUAAACGAAUUUGUUUCAAAUCGACAAUAAUCCAAAAUUCAUUAUCUUUCUGAAGAGAAUAAAUCUUUAUAGGAAUACAUCCAAGACCUUGAGAAUGCCUUAAAAUUAAAUAAAUAAGCCAUGUCCCUCACUUUAGAAGGUUUGAAUAAAAGACCAUAGGUAUGAAAGAUUGACUAUAUAGUUGAUAUCAGAUAAUAGCACAAUGUCAACUGGUUAUAAUUACUAGAAUUCUCAGUUGGAGGGAGUAAUCAAAUUGCUCAAUGAGGAAAAUUAAAAACUAAUUAAUGGAUUGUCUAAUUAAUAAAGAAUCACUCAAUAAUUAUAAACUAAAUUACUGUUACAAGAAUAGAUAUCUGAGGAAUAAUAGAAUUAUUAUAAGGAUUUGAUAGGAGAUUUGGAAUACAAAUUAAUAGAAUUGAAGAGAAACAUUCACGAUAAAGAGUAUGCGAUCCAAGAGUUGGAAAGAAUGAAACCCAUUCAAGAGCGAGAAGGUCAAUUCGUCAAAAUAAUUGAGGUGGUCACUCCAUCAGAAUAGAACCUAAAACUGCAUGAGGAAUUAGAAAAUGUGAGAAAUUUGUUGAACAAAAUCACCUAGGAAGCAUAAGCUAUUAGUGAAACCAAUAAUGCCUUAAGAGAAGUGAAUUAUGUAAAAAAUAUUAUUAUAAUAAAGAAUCUAAAAAGAGAAAUAUUCAAAAUGAGAAUUGUCUUGAGAAGCUAAAUUAAUUUUUAGAGUAUGAAAGGUAAAAUUUGUUUAAUUUUAUAAUCAGAUUUCGUCUAUAAUGAAUAUAUAGAUAAAACCGAUGACAAUCUUCAAAUCAAUAGAGAAGUUCAAAAUCAAAGAGGCAAGUUGGAACAAUUGCAUUAAGAAUUGUAUGGAACUUCAAGUUUGGGAUAUGGUUUCUCUCCAGAACCCUAACAACUCAAAUACCUUAGCAAGAAUGAACGUAUGAUUUACCAGGAGAAAUUGCAUAAGAUGGAAAUGAUGGUCAAAGGAUUUAAGGAACUAUUCGAAAAAGAGAAGAAUGCUAAUUUACAUGUUAGAAAGUUAUACAAUGAACUAUUGACGAAAUAUGAAUAUAUAUUAGACACUAAUGAGUUGAUAAUCAAAUCUAACAAUUUGAAAGAUGAAAGAAAUGAAAAGCAGCAAAUCGAAUUACAAUUCUAUAAAAAACAAAGCUAGAGUCUGAUGGAAUAACUAAGAAAUAGAAAAGCUUUCAAUUCUAUUCCUUUAAAUCAAGAAUAAGAUAUCGCAGUAGGAGUAUUUAGUCCAAGAUAUCAACAGAAAUAAUUCAAUAAUCAAUCUCAAUCAUCCUUUUCAAAAGUGCAAUAGACUGGCCCAGACGAUUUAGAAAUUAAGAACUCAGCUAGAUAGUUGAAUUCAAAUAACUUCAACAAAGUUAUCAAACCUCAAUAAAUUAAUUCAGUGUAGAGUACUUGUGCAAAAAAGUAGAUUCAACAACUAGAUAUUUAAGAUGAUAGUUCAUCACUUGAAUAGGAAAGAUACAUCUGUCAAACUGCUAGAGGAGAGAAUCCAAAAAUUAGUAAAUUGACCUAACAACAAUAAUAGGGACAAAUUUAUUAGUAUUAUGAUAUGACUAAAUAAGAGUGCAUUGAAUUCUUGAUGUCAUUGUUUAAUGAUUAUUUUAAAAAAUUUGACGUAAACUAUUUCAUUAUUUUCUCUUAGUUGAGUAAUAUCAAGAAGUAAUAACUCAUGAAACAGAUGCAAAAUAGUGGAUUUGAUAAAAAAUCCAUUAAGAGAUCAUAUAGCAAUCCCUUUUUGUAUUUUUCAAAUGUCAAAGCAAUCACUUUCAAUCAACCACCCAAACAGUCUGUUAUUGCUCUUGUAUUCAAUUGAUCUAUCGUAGGCAAAAAAUGAAAUCUAAUAACUAUUGGCUGAAUUAUAAAGCAAAAAGUAGAAGCAAGUGUAGAAUCAAGGCGAUGGUGUCUUUAGUGUGGAUGUAUCUAAAAUAGACUUAAAACAAAAUAAAAGAUAAAUGUUUGAUAAUGAUUUAAGCUUUAUAUCUAAUAUAGAUGACUAAGAUUGA
This is a messenger RNA of Paramecium octaurelia, 2063 nucleotides long. The record is from the annotation of a GenBank genome assembly. Lineage: Eukaryota; Ciliophora; Oligohymenophorea; Peniculida; Parameciidae.